Molecule: messenger RNA, 2102 nt
Organism: Vigna umbellata (rice bean)
Lineage: Eukaryota; Viridiplantae; Streptophyta; Magnoliopsida; Fabales; Fabaceae
Source: RefSeq, a predicted model, not a curated record
CACACACAAAACAACCUCCUACCUUAAACUGGAACACAUAAAAGGUCACUCUCUUUCCAUUCUAGGAUUUGACAUGGAAAACAAAGUUUCUGUUAUAAUAUUUUAUUAUUAUUUGACAAUUUUUAUAAGAGGAAAAUGGUCUUACUAAAAUUAACUUUUGCAUUUUUAAAGAGAAAGAAAAAGUAAAAAAUAGUGAGAGAUAAUGUUAUGUAAAAAAAUAAAAUCUAAUGUAAAGUACCAUUGUCCAUUUAAUAUUUCAACCACAAGAUGACAGACAAAUUAUGAAGCACAAUCCCCUUAUAAUAUCUCUUCACACUUCCUUCCUUUUAACCCAACACCCUUCUUCAAAGACUCAAUCUUUCUCCUUCUUUGGCAUGAAACAUGGCCAAGACCAUAAUGGGAAACAUGGGAUAUUUUUUUACAAGCUAUCUUCUAGUUCUAACAAUGAUGUUCUCAGCAAAUGCUCAAUUUGCUAAGAAGACUUACCUAGUUCAAAUGGAUAAGCCAGUAAUGCCAAAAGCCUUCACCAACCACCUUGAAUGGUAUUCAUCAAAGCUGAAAUCGGCACUGUCCACAUCUCCAGAAGCUGAUGCGGACAGUGAGAAGAAAAUUAUCUACACUUACCAGAAUGCUUUUCAUGGUGUUGCAGCUAAGUUGACUGAAGGAGAAGCUAAGAAGCUAGAGGCUGAAGAAGGAGUUGUGGCCAUAUUCCCAGAUACAAAGUAUGAGCUACACACUACAAGAAGUCCUGCAUUCCUCGGGCUUCAACCACAAAAAGCCCCUAACGUGUGGUCAGAAAAGCUUUCGGGCCGUGAUGUUAUAGUGGGAGUGUUAGAUACUGGGAUUUGGCCAGAGAGUGAAAGCUUCAAAGAUGUAAGCAUGGGACCAGUACCUGCUCAUUGGAAAGGUGCCUGUGAGAUUGGAACAGGAUUCACAAAAAGUCACUGCAAUAAAAAGGUUGUGGGGGCAAGAGUGUUCUACCAUGGAUAUGAAGCAGCAAUUGGUAGAAUUAAUGAGCAGAAGGAGUACAAAUCACCAAGAGAUCAAGAUGGGCAUGGCACUCACACAGCAGCUACAGUUGGUGGCUCUCCUGUGCUUGGGGCUAACCUUCUUGGUUAUGCUAAUGGCACAGCAAGAGGAAUGGCACCAGGUGCAAGGAUUGCAGCUUACAAAGUGUGUUGGAUUGGUGGGUGCUUUAGCUCAGAUAUUGUGUCAGCUAUUGAUAAAGCUGUGGCUGAUGGAGUGGAUAUUCUUUCCAUCUCUUUGGGUGGUGGAGUCUCCUCUUAUUACCGUGAUAGUUUAUCUGUUGCUGCAUUUGGAGCAAUGGAGAAGGGUGUUUUUGUUUCAUGUUCUGCAGGAAAUGCAGGACCUGAUCCUGCCAGCCUCACCAAUGUUUCACCAUGGAUCACCACAGUUGGAGCCAGCACAAUGGAUAGAGAUUUUCCAGCAGAAGUUAAGCUUGGAAAUGGUAAGAUAGUGACUGGAGUUUCACUCUACAAAGGGCAAAGUGUGCUUUCAAUUGAGAAACAAUACCCUUUGGUGUACUUGGGGAGCAACUCUAGCAGGGUUGAUCCAAGAUCCAUGUGCUUGGAAGGGACUAUGGAUCCUAAAGUGGUUUCAGGAAAGAUAGUUAUAUGUGAUAGAGGCCUUAGUCCUAGAGUGCAGAAGGGUCAUGUGGUGAGAAGUGCAGGAGGGGUGGGAAUGAUUCUCACAAAUACUGAAGCUAAUGGAGAAGAACUAGUUGCUGAUUGCCAUCUCCUUCCAGCAGUUGCAAUAGGAAAAAAAGAAGGAAAAGAUCUCAAAAGUUAUGUCCUAUCUAGUCAAAGUGCUACUGCAACUCUAGCUUUUAAAGGUACGAGGUUGGGAAUAAGGCCAUCUCCUGUAGUGGCAGCAUUUUCAUCAAGAGGGCCAAAUUUUCUCAGCCUUGAAAUUCUGAAGCCUGAUUUAGUAGCUCCUGGGGUGAAAAUUCUUGCUGCUUGGAGUGAGGCCAUUGGUCCAUCAGGUUUGAAAGUGGACAACAGGAGAGAGAAGUUCAAUAUACUCUCUGGAACCUCAAUGUCAUGCCCACAUGUGAGUGGUGUAGCAGCCUUUCUCAAAGCCAG